Molecule: messenger RNA, 1434 nt
Organism: Trichoderma aggressivum f. europaeum
Lineage: Eukaryota; Fungi; Ascomycota; Sordariomycetes; Hypocreales; Hypocreaceae
Exons: 3
Coding region: 1-1434 (477 amino acids)
Biological process (GO): transmembrane transport
Molecular function (GO): transmembrane transporter activity
Source: RefSeq, a predicted model, not a curated record
AUGAAGAUUCUGUCCGUCAUACUUGUCAGUUUGGUUGGCUUUGGAUCUCACUGGAGCAGCGGAGUGACGGGAGCCAUGAAAAGCACCCUGAAAAAGGAGCUACACAUCAACAACGCCCAAUAUGCCACCUUGGAUGCGAGUGAAAACUUCAUCAAGACAGCUCUGAUCCUUGUCAGCGGUGUUGUCACAGACCGAAUUGGCGGUGCAAGAGCCAUGCUUUGGGGCAACGCCGUCUACAGCGUCGGAGCCAUUCUCAUUGCGGCGGCCACCCAAGUCCGCAACUUCAAGUUCAUGAUCUUUGGCAGCGUCGUCCAGGCACUUGGCGAUGUCGCUACCCAGUGCGCGCAGUACAAGGUCUUCUCAUCGUGGUUCGCUCCCUCAAACGGAUUCGCCUCGACCCUUGGCUUUGAGUUGGGGCUUGGUAAAAUCGGCAGCUUCGUUGGCCAGGCAUCUGCCAACGUCAUCGCCAAGAACACUGGCAAUUUCAGUUGGGUGUACUGGUGUGCCGUCUUCAUUAACCUCUUCACGAACGUGGUAACUGUCGGCUUCUACAUCUUCACAAAUUACUGCGAGAGACGAUACGCCGGCACCAACGAUCCGGCAACCGGUGAAAGACUGACGGAGAAGAACAAGAAGUUUGAAAUCACCAAGAUGCUACGACUUCCCUGGCCGUUCUGGCUCGUGGCCCUGUUUUCUCUCUUCCAGACGUCCGUUGCCAGCGUCUUCUCCUCCAAUGCGACCGAGUUUGCUCAGAAACGUUUCAAUAUUUCUGCCGUCACCGCAGGCUGGUAUUCAGCAAUGUCCCAGUACCUCGGAUUCUUCUUGGUGCCUCUCCUGGGCAUUUUCAUCGAUAUCCUAGGCCAGCGGAACACCAUUAUUCUGGUUUGUGGUCUUGGUAUGCUGCUUUCCAUGUGCCUUGCCGCCUUUGGUCCUACCAUUGGAGGUACUGCAGCCAGUUUCGGCAUAUAUGCGUUUGCGGCUUCACUCGGUCCCACGGUCAUCAUUGACAGCAUCCGCACCAGUAUGUGGUACCAGGAAGUUUUCGGUUCUGGGUAUGCUAUCAAGAUUGCCAUCAACAACAGCAUGACAAUCAUCAUCGGCAUCGUGGCUGGUGUCAUCCAAGACCACGACGACGACAGCUACAACCGGGUCAUUAUCCUCUACGUCGUCCUUGCAGCGGGCUCUGUCGUCGUAGGCGCGAUCAUGGUUGGCCUCAGCUUCUUCAACCCUACAAUGGGCAGGCUACAGUGGACACGAAAGCAGAGGAUCAUCAGGGGCGAAAAGAUCAAUGCCCUGAAAGAAGAUUUUGAACAAGGAAGCAACCGUGAGUUCCAGAAGAAGUUGAGCAUGUCUUGCUUCGCUGCUACGAUAGUCCUAUUGUUGGGAGCUUGGGCAACCUACUUUUGGGGAGUGGCCACAGGCCAUAACAACUAG